Coregonus sp. 'balchen' is the source of this 800-nucleotide messenger RNA. Lineage: Eukaryota; Metazoa; Chordata; Actinopteri; Salmoniformes; Salmonidae. The record is from the annotation of a GenBank genome assembly.
ACUGAAUACCCAGAGUUAUUCACUAUAUUGACGGAAUACCCAGAGUUAUUCACUAUAUUGACUGAAUACCCAGAGGUAUUCACUAUAUUGACUGAAUACCCAGAGGUAUUCACUAUAUUGACUGAAUACCCAGAGGUAUUCACUAUAUAGACUGAAUAACCAGAGUUGUUCACUACAUUGACUGAAUACCCAGAGUUAUUCACUAUAUCGACUAAAUACCCAGAGUUAUUCACUACAUUGACUGAAUACCCAGCGUAUUCACUAGUAUAGAAUACCAGAGGUAUUCACUAUAAUGACUGGAAUACCCAGAGGUAUUCACAAUGGACUGAAUACCCAGAGGUAUUCCUUAGGACGAAAUACAGAGUUGUUCACUACAUUGGACUGAAUACCCAGAGUUAUUCACUAUAUCGACUAAAUACCCAGAGUUAUUCACUACAUUGACUGAAUACCCAGAGUUAUUCACUACAUUGACUGAAUACCCAGAGUUAUUCACUAUAUCGACUGAAUACCCAGAGUUAUUCACUAUAUAGACUGAAUACCCAGAGUUAUUCACUAUAUCGACUGAAUACCCAGAGUUAUUCACUACAUUAACUGAAUACUCAGAGUUAUUCACUAUAUUGACUGAAUACCCAGAGUUAUUCACUACAUUAACUGGAAUUCCAGAGUUAUUCACUAUAUUGACUGAAUACCCAGAGUUAUUCACUACAUUGACUGAAUACCCAGAGCUAUUCACUAUAUCGACUGAAUACCCAGAGUUAUUCACUAUAUCGACUGAAUACCCAGAGUUAUUCACUAUAUAG